Molecule: messenger RNA, 1632 nt
Organism: Penicillium malachiteum
Lineage: Eukaryota; Fungi; Ascomycota; Eurotiomycetes; Eurotiales; Aspergillaceae
Product: putative ceramide glucosyltransferase
Exons: 2
Coding region: 1-1632 (543 amino acids)
Biological process (GO): glucosylceramide biosynthetic process
Cellular component (GO): membrane
Molecular function (GO): ceramide glucosyltransferase activity
Source: RefSeq, a predicted model, not a curated record
AUGCUAGAGUUGAUCUCACAGUGUCUCGACAGGUCGCCUUUCGGCCAUGGCGAUCUUCCCAUCUCCGUCGCAGCGGGCUGGGUUGCGCUGAUCUGGUAUUUUAUCGUGCUAGCGGUGUGUGCCUUGGGCUACGUGCAAAUGACGCCCCCCCAUGUCACUGCUAUUCGUCCUGUCAAAGGCCUCGAGCCCCAUCUUUAUGAUUGUCUCGCUGCGACCUUUCGUCAAGACUACCCGCGCGACAAAUUGACUGUCUGUCUAUGUGUCUCGACUCGCGAUGAUCCAGCCUACCCAAUACUGUGCAAACUGGUCGCGGAUUUCCCAGAUGUCGAUGCGCGAGUCUUGGUGGAGGAAGACGAUCCACUACUCCAGGAAAACGACUCGAAUCACUACCACCUUGGCCCGAACCCUAAGAUCCGCAAUAUGAGUCGUGCAUACCGGGAGGCAAAGGGGGAUAUCGUUUGGAUUGUUGACUGCAAUGUCUGGAUCGGCAAAGGUGUCUGCGGUCGCAUGGUCGACAGGCUUUGUGGCACAGGAGCGACGUCAGACAAGAAGUACAAGUUCGUGCACCAUUUGCCCGUGGUUGUGGAUGUUACUGGCGAGAAGAACCUCGCCGAAGAGCGGCAAACACUCCUGGAUGCUUCUCACGAUGCUGCGAUCGCGAAUGAUGCAAUGUCAACUAGCCGCCCAGAAGACGAUUUCUCCAGCAUGGUUGAGCAUGGCGGUGGCCGUCUUGAGGAAUUGUUCCUUUCCUCGGCGCAUGCGAAGUUUUACACUGCUAUCAACACUGUUCUCAUUGCGCCAUGCAUUGUAGGGAAGUCUAACAUGUUCCGACGCUCACACUUGGACUAUCUUACUGGCCUUUCGCCGACGGACUUAAAUCCACGCAAUCCUGGUAUCGACUUUUUCUCGGACAAUAUCUGCGAAGACCACUUAAUCGGCGACCUUCUAUGGAAAAAGAAAGUACGCGAAGAGAAAGAACUUGGCGAAAACUGGGGCAAACAUGCCAUGGUUUUUGGAGACCUGGCCAUUCAACCAGUGUCGAACAUGCGUGUUCAAGCAUACACUGCACGACGAGUUAGGUGGCUUCGCGUGCGUAAAUUUACAGUGCUUCUCGCAACCCUCGUCGAGCCCGGUACCGAGUCUUUCUUGUGCUCUAUAUACGGGGCUUUUGGUAUCAGCACGGCACUGGCACCGUAUCUUGAACAGAAGGGCUUUGAGUUCGCGUCUUAUCUCGGCACACGGGCUUCUUUCUUUGCUAUAUUUGCCCUUAGCAUUGCAUUCUGGAUCAUGGUGGAUUGGACCUUGUAUAUCAGGCUCCAUUCUGCGAAGACUAUAGAAUUAGACGCAGAUACCCCGCCUUUUGCAAGGCCCGUUCGCCAAGGUUCUUCCUCGAUCACUCGUCGCCCAUUUUUACAAUGGCUCGCUGCAUGGCUAGGUCGUGAACUACUCGCUUUGCCUAUCUGGACUUUGGCAGUCUAUGGUGGUGUAACUGUCGUUUGGCGAGACCGCCGUUUCAAGGUUGGAUUUGAUGCUAAAGUCCGGGAAAUAGACGCUGAUGUGACGAGGCCCGAAGACUCGCCUUUCAAACAACAAGCUAAUGUUGGGAAGGACAACAAGGUCCGUCGUGAUUGA